Manis pentadactyla (Chinese pangolin) is the source of this 4559-nucleotide messenger RNA. RefSeq names its product SEL1L family member 3 (gene SEL1L3). The record is from RefSeq and is a predicted model, not a curated record. The transcript is spliced from 24 exons. Gene Ontology annotation, molecular function: protein binding. Bases 132 to 3530 code for a protein of 1132 amino acids. Lineage: Eukaryota; Metazoa; Chordata; Mammalia; Pholidota; Manidae.
GGCGGCGGCGGCAGGUGGCCCCGCGCGCGGCUGCCGGCCCGGCCGGGGGCGGGCGGGAAGGUGGCGCCUCGAGCGGGGGCCGGUCCCUGCACCAGGUGACCUGAUCCGGCCCUGAUCCGGCCGGCCACGCCAUGCAGCCGCGCGGCGCGGGGUUCGGGUGGCCGCGGAGGCAGCACCAGCCCCCGCCGCCCGCGGUCGGCGUCCGGGCCGCAGCCAUGGCCCCCCCGAGCGGCGGCGCCCCCCCGGGCCUCGGCGGCCGCCCUGCCUGCGCGCUGCUCCUGUUCUGCUACCUGAAUUUUGUACCAUCUCUGGGCAGGCAGACUUCCCUGACUACACUGGUGAUACCCGAAGCUGAGCAAAGUAUGGCUUACAAAGACUUUAUUUAUUUCACUGUCUUUGAAGGAAAUGUUCGCAAUGUUUCUGAAGUCUCGGUUGAGUAUUUAUGCUCUCAGCCUUGUGUUAUCAAUUUGGAAGCAGUUGUGUCGUCUGAGUUCAGAAGUAGCAUUCCUGUGUACAAGAAAAGGUGGAAGAAUGAGAAACAUCUUCACACCAGCAGGACACAAAUAGUACAUGUGAGAUUUCCAAGCAUCAUGGUUUACAGAGAUGAUUAUUUCAUCAGACACUCCAUUUCAGUAUCCGCGGUGAUAUUACGUGCCUGGAUUACUCACAAAUAUAGUGGUGGAGACUUGAAUGUUAAAUGGGAGGAAAAUUUGCUUCAUGCUGUAGCAAAGAAUUAUACUCUGCUGAAGACAGUCCCGCCUUUUGAACGUCCUUUCAAAGAUCAUCAAGUGUGUCUUGAGUGGAACAUGGAUUAUAUUUGGAACCUUCGGGCAAACAAGAUUCCCCAGUGUCCUCUUGAAAAUGAUGUGGUUACCCUCCUGGGCUUUCUCUAUGCCUCCAGUGGCGAAAACACGGGCAUCGUGAAGAAGUUUGCGAGGUUUCGGAACCGAGAGCUGGAGGCCACGCGACGCCAGCGGAUAGAUUACCCAGUGUUUACUGUUUCAUUGUGGCUUUAUUUACUCCAUUAUUGCAAGGCCAAUCUCUGUGGGAUUCUGUAUUUUGUCGAUUCUAAUGAGAUGUACGGCACACCUUCUGUAUUUCUUACUAAAGAGGGCCACUUGCAUAUUCAAAUGCACCUUGUCAAAGGAGAAGACCUUGCUGUAAAAACUAAAUUCACCAUGCCUUUGAAGGAGUGGUUUCGACUGGAUAUCUCUUUUAAUGGAGGCCAGAUAGUAGUAACCACUACCACUGGACAGGAUUUGAAAAGCCACCACAAUCAGACCAUUAGCUUCCGGGAAGAUUUCCAUUAUAAUGACACGGCUGGAUACUUCAUUAUUGGCGGUAGCAGGUAUGUGACUGGCAUUGAAGGAUUUUUUGGACCCCUGAAGUACUAUCGCCUCCACACUCUACACCCAGAACAGAUUUUUAAUCCCCUCCUUGAGAAGCAACUUGCCGAACAAAUCAAGUUAUAUUAUGAUAGGUGUGCUGAGGUUCAAGAAAUACUGUCUGUGUACACAUCCAGGGUCGAGCAAGACAGCGGGAGGCAAGAAGCAUGUGAGCUGCGGAACUCCUACCUGGACCUGAAGCACAGGUACGAGAGCCUCUCCACUUGCAGAGCCCUCCCCUGGGAGAAGGAGCUGAGAGACCAGCACCCCAGCUUGUUCCGGGCCCUGCUAGAGAUGCAUUUGUUGACAGUGCCAAGGAACCAGAAUGAAUCUGUAUUAGAAAUCGGUGGGAGUAUAUUUGAAAAGGCUGUAAAGAGGCUCUCCAGUGUGGAUGGUCUUCACCACAUUCGCUCUGUCAUCCCGUUUCUGAUGGAUUCCAGCUGCUGUGGAUACCACAAAGCAUCCUACUACCUCGCCGUCUUUUAUGAAACUGGAUUAAAUGUACCUAGGGAUGAGUUGCAGGGCACGUUGUAUAGUUUGGUUGGAGGCCAGGGCAGUGAGAGGCUGUCUUCAAUGAAUCUUGGGUACAAACACUACCAGGGUAUUGGUAACUACCCCCUGGACUGGGAGCUGUCCUACGCCUACUACAGUAACAUUGCUAUGAAGACUCCCCUUGACCAGCACACACUCCGAGGAGAUCAGGCAUAUGUUGAAACAGUCAGACUAAAGGAUGAUGAAACACUGAAGGUACAAACCAGAGAAGAUGGAGACGUCUUUAUGUGGCUGAAGCAUGAGGCCACGCGCGGCAACGCGGCAGCUCAGCAACGAUUGGCCCAGAUGCUGUUCUGGGGCCAGCAAGGUGUGGCCAAGAAUCCCGAAGCGGCGGUCGAGUGGUAUGCCAAGGGCGCCCUGGAGACUGAGGACCCUGCGUUAAUAUAUGACUAUGCCAUUGUGUUGUUCAAGGGUCAAGGAGUAAAAAGGAACAGACGGCUUGCCUUAGAGCUGAUGAAGAAAGCAGCUUCCAAGGGAUUGCAUCAGGCAGUCAAUGGCCUGGGAUGGUAUUACCACAAAUUCAAGAAAAAUUAUGCCAAAGCAGCAAAGUACUGGUUAAAAGCAGAAGAAAUGGGAAAUCCAGACGCAUCAUACAAUCUUGGAGUCCUGUAUUUGGACGGCAUUUUCCCAGGAGUUCCUGGCAGGAAUCAAACUCUCGCUGGUGAAUAUUUCCAUAAGGCUGCCCAAGGAGGACACAUCGAAGGAACUUUGUGGUGUUCCCUCUACUAUAUGACAGGCAACCUGGAGACAUUCCCCAGAGAUCCUGAGAAGGCGGUUGUAUGGGCAAAGCAUGUAGCUGAGAAAAAUGGCUACUUGGGCCAUGUCAUUCGCAAAGGCCUCAACGCCUACCUGGAAGGCUCAUGGCAUGAAGCUUUGCUGUAUUAUGUUUUAGCAGCAGAAACUGGAAUUGAAGUGUCACAGACAAAUUUAGCACACAUCUGUGAGGAGAGGCCUGACCUGGCCAAGAAAUACUUGGGUAUUAAUUGUGUUUGGAGAUACUAUAAUUUCUCUGUUUUUCAAAUCGAUGCUCCUUCAUUUGCAUAUUUGAAAAUGGGAGACCUUUACUACUAUGGCCACCAAAACCAGUCACAAGACCUUGAGUUGUCUGUGCAGAUGUACGCCCAAGCAGCUCUGGAUGGAGACUCACAGGGGUUUUUUAACCUGGCCCUGCUGAUUGAGGAAGGUGCUACAAUUCCACAUCAUAUUUUGGAUUUCUUGGAAAUUGACCCAACUAUCCAUUCUAAUAACAUCUCCAUCCUCCAGGAGCUGUAUGAAAGGUGCUGGAGCCACAGUAGCGAGGAGUCCUUCAGCCCCUGCUCCCUGGCCUGGCUUUACCUUCACUUACGGCUUAUCUGGGGCACCAUCCUGCACUCUGCCCUGAUCUACUUUCUGGGAACUUUCCUGCUGUCCAUAAUGAUUGCCUGGACUGUGCAGUAUUUCCAGUCUGUCUCAGCCAGCGGUUCCCAGAUGACACCAGCCCAGACCUCCUCAGACCCAAGUGCUCCCCCUGCAAGUGCAGCUGGGACUCUAGGUGCAGACGCCUCUGCUCAGGACCAGCCCACAGUCGCCAAUAACCCAGAGCCACGUGGGUGAACUGGGCAUCCCAGGUCUUUCAAGACGAGAGAGUCCUUUCAACAGCUGGUAUUGGAAAGCUGGGGGCAGAGCAUUAUACUGAUCAAACACCUUAAAUGUCUUGUCAGCUGGAUGCGAAUUUUGUACUUGGUGUCUUUCUUUUUUUUUUUUAUCAAAUUACAAGGAAAUAACCCAGAGCAGACAGAGGUUAUGCCAAAGGUUAUCAAAUACAAGGAACAUUCUGAUCAUAGGGGUGUGUCUGAAAGGUUAACUGGGUCAUUGCAGACACCCAUUCCUGGUGAUUGUGUGUGGGGAAUCACAGAUCACCCUGAGGCAUAUCCAAAUCCUUACACAGAGAUAUGUUUGAAGAACUUAGCCCGUGUUUGUUGCCUUUCAUUAAAGAACAGAAAAUUGUGAUUUCUCUGCCAGUCAGAUAAUACUGCAGUACAUGUGUUUGUCACAGCCCAGCUCCUCGAAGUCCAAUUGACAGAUUUCCAUUUGACUUCCAAGACCCAGCAGUUCUAAGGCACCUUGAAAUAAAUAGGUUAUGGUUGGAAAUGCACAGGAGGUGAUAGCUUUGUAAAUGGGUUUACAUUUUUCUCCUUGAAUUUUUCUGGGGUCAUAGUGCUUCUGAAUCAUUUAAUGACACUGUUGGAUAUCAUUUACUUUUCAAAUGCAAUCCAGACAAUAACAUUUAGAAAAUCCUUAGUAUUUAACAGCAGUCUUCUCCAUGAAUUACCCAUUAGAAUAGACUGGCAGUAGUGGAAUAUGCAGGAAAAAAGCCUUCAGCUCAUAGUCUCAUCCCCAUCCCUAUGCUUGCCUGAGUCUGGGGUGUGUGUGUGUGUGUGUGUGCAUGUGUGUGUGCAUGUGUGUGUGUUUGUGUGUGGAGACAGAGAAAGAGGGAGGGAGGGAGAGAGGAAGGAACAGCAGACUGUAUACUACAUGCUGCUAAGGUAGUAAAUAAACCAGUGAUGCAAUAUUGUGGGUCCAAACUACUCUUUGCACUACUUUAUUUACAGUAGUAAAUAAAAAUUAUUUUUAUACCAUUGA